GCUGUUUCCCAUUAUGUCCUUCUUCCUGUGGAAAUCCCCCUAUUAUUAGCUUAUCGUUAGAUCCAUUUUUCAUUUCCAUGACUGUUUCUCUCUGAAUCUUAGAGGUGGAAUUUUCGGAGAGCUGAUUGAAUUGAAGUUGAUCAGGUGUUCGAAACGAUAACGUAACAGAGAUGCCUAACUUGCAAAGUAAUUUCAAUCAGAAUAUUGACUACGUUUUCAAGAUCGUACUGAUCGGGGACUCUGCAGUCGGCAAAUCACAGCUAUUAGCGCGAUUCGCGAGGAACGAGUUCAGUGUUGAUUCGAAAGCGACGAUCGGAGUUGAGUUCCAAACGAAAACGCUUGUCAUCGAUCACAAGACCGUCAAGGCUCAGAUAUGGGAUACGGCCGGACAGGAAAGGUACCGGGCUGUGACGAGUGCUUACUACAGAGGUGCAGUUGGGGCGAUGCUAGUGUAUGACAUAACCAAGCGCCAGUCAUUUGAUCAUGUGGCAAAAUGGUUAGAGGAACUGCAGGGACAUGCUGAUAAAAAUAUUGUAGUCAUGCUUGUAGGGAACAAAUCUGACCUUGGAACCCUUCGUGCCGUACCCACUGAAGAUGCCAAAGAAUUUGCUCAAAGGGAAAACAUCUUCUUUAUGGAGACAUCUGCCCUAGAGGCCGUUAAUGUUGAAGAAGCUUUUCUUACAGUCCUUACGGAGAUAUAUCAAAUUGUCAGCAAGAAAACCCUUGUUGCCAACGACGAGGCAGGAUAUGGAGGGAGUGCAACACUUCUCAAGGGAACCAGUAUUGUUGUCCCUGGUCAGGAGCCAAAGUCUGGGACAACAAGUAGUUACAAUUGCUGCAGGUCAUCAUAGGACUCGUUUACUUUCACCUAGUGAGACAAGGGUUCUUGCUGCUUAUACCUUUCAGGGAGAAUGAUGUAUGAUACCUACCAGGUUCUUGUACAUUAGGUAAAGAAUCCACUCAUUUUCUUUCUCUCUUGUCUUUUUUUUUCCCAUAUAAAUUUGGUGGGUGAUUGUCAUACAGAUUUUGUAGAACCAAGCUUUUAAUUGUUGAAAUGGGAUGAGCAUUUUCCCUGGAAAUGCGUAUUUUAAUGCCAAACAGACGCUUGUUAUGAUUGCUGUUUAGAUCGAUCAUGCUGCUAAAACAGCUCAGCUUUUUACAUUUGUGUACAUGGGAGAUAUGUCAAUUUGCAGUUAAACUGAGUUCAAAAGGAAAGGAGGAAUAUACAUUACAACUCU
Molecule: messenger RNA, 1238 nt
Organism: Tripterygium wilfordii
Lineage: Eukaryota; Viridiplantae; Streptophyta; Magnoliopsida; Celastrales; Celastraceae
Product: ras-related protein RABA4c-like
Exons: 3
Coding region: 171-851 (226 amino acids)
Cellular component (GO): endosome
Molecular function (GO): GTPase activity; GTP binding
Source: RefSeq, a predicted model, not a curated record